Messenger RNA from Blastomyces gilchristii SLH14081, 2847 nucleotides. RefSeq names its product C-x8-C-x5-C-x3-H type zinc finger protein. The record is from RefSeq and is a predicted model, not a curated record. NCBI's taxonomy places the organism in Eukaryota, Fungi, Ascomycota, Eurotiomycetes, Onygenales, Ajellomycetaceae. Bases 224 to 1648 code for a protein of 474 amino acids. The transcript has 4 exons.
UGGCGCUACGCAGGGUUCGAGUGAACGGUACGGAAUCAUCGAGCUGAUAUUAUUAUCACCAUACUGUGGGUGAUAUACUGACAGCUGACUUACUAUUUAUAUUGUUGCCCUUUUUAUAGCCUAACCCUUUAGUCCGACUUGUUUUUCUCCUUUCUCACACCCUGCCGGUAAACAUUCCCUCCAUCUACUCAGCACGCGCGCUGCACAUCUCAGCUUAAACAAGAUGGCUAGCUCCACAGCCCAGGAGUUUUUCCAGCGUUACGAGCAGGUCAAAGCGAUUGAACAGUCAAAGAAUGAGUUAAUUGAAGAUCUUUUACGGCGGGUUGCCGAGCUCGAAAAUGCAUAUCAACAAACCCGAUUAGACCAUGAACGCGAAUCCCGUUUUAAUCGUGAAGUGCAAAUGCAUGAAAUGGAGCUUAUGAAACAGAUAACUGCUAUGGAAACUGUGAUGGAACAAGAACCAUUUCUUCUCGUUCUUCUCGAUGGUGAUGGCAUGAUAUUCCAGGACUCUUUUCUGCAACAAGGUGAACAGGGUGGUAAAGACGCUGCGAAUCAGCUCUGGGCUGCAAUCCGUGACUAUGCGUCUCGAACUUUUCCGAACAUACCAUCGCCAAAAAUUAUAGCUCGGGUAUAUGCAAACGUCAGAGGAUUAGCUGAUGCAUGCUAUAAAGCUGGUCUUGUUGAACGUCCAGGCCUAAUUGAAGAAUUUACUCGUGGAUUCAAUGGGAGUAGGCUCUUGUUUGAUUUCGUUGAUGUGGGUAGUGGUAAAGAUAGAGCCGAUGAUAAGCUCGCUGAGGUUUUUAAGCUCCAUUUAUACAAUUGCCAUUGUCACCAAAUAUUCCUCGGCUGUUCUCAUGAUAACGGCUAUGCGAGACUGCUUGAAGAUACGUUAGCGGAUCGCGACCUUAUUGGACGAAUAUCCUUAAUCGAAGGCGUCCCAUUCGAACGAGAAUUAGUACCUAUGGGAGCUUCUUACAGAGUAACUAAAUUUGAAGAGCUUUUCCGGACCUCAAAGAUAAUUACGAACCCACCUUCAUGGAAUGACCGGAAUGGGACGAAUAAUAACUCCAUCCCUACCCCAAUUUCUGCACCGCUAUCCGCCCUAUCGCCUAAUACGCCUGGCAACCACGGCCUUGCUCGCAUCCCGUCCAACUCGACCAUCCCGUCGAAUGGAACAAGCACACCGCCAACAUGGGCCGCAACCACGGCAGCGGGAGCCCAGGGGCCAUUUACCGAUUUAACAGCCUCGAAACCAAGCAGCCCCGCACCAUCCAAGGUCGAGCGCAAUAAAUACGGCGAACGCAUUGACCGGUUAGAUUUCAAAACUAUCCCCAAGGACGAAUUAAAUCGAGUGAAGAAGUUAAAAUUAUGUAACCUAUACUAUUUGCUUGGUGACUGUCCCAAUUUAAGCUGCUACCACACUCACGAUCAUAAAUUGUCGAAGAAUGAGCGUGUCGUCUUGCACGCGGUUGCGCGGAUGACGCCAUGUCGGUUCGGCACGGAGUGCGAUGAUCCCGGCUGUAUAUAUGGCCAUCGCUGUCCGCAGAGUGAGGUAGGCAAGAAAGAUUGCUACUGGGGCUCGAAUUGUCGAUUCGACACCGCCGCCCACGGAAUCGAUACUACAAUCGUGAAAGUCACGAAGGUAUAACGUGACAAUCUCUUUCUCUUGCGUUUAUGUUUUAUUCAUUUCAUAAAGAGGAAAGGAAGUUGGAAGCUUCUGCCUUCUCUGGAUGCUGGAGUGGUUGGUGAGCUGAGUAUAUUACAUGUGCUGCAUUUAAGCUCUCAACCAACCUACUCUGCAGACAGAAACGGGACCGCUUUUCCACCCAAGUUACUCUUUACUCUCUCUUAUUUUAUCCACUCUACCUCUACCCAAUUGCCCAAAAUGCCUCAAACCAACCCGCACGCAAAAACACACACCGUGGUACUUUGGAGACGACAAUGAAGGCCACCCCUUUGUCUAUUCCCGCCAACGUUACUCACUCAUUCCUCAACUCAGAAUUGGGCGAAACCGAUCAUUUUAAUACCAUUAUUAUUAUGCACCCGGUUUAUCCAUUACUCCGACAUUCUUCUGUCUUUGAAAUCUCCCAUUUUCUCUCCAUUGGCCCUUGCGCCCUUUCUUUUGUGUUUGUUGGUUCUUCUUUCAGAAUCAAACGGUCAGCAGCCUUGCUUGUUCUCUCUUCUUCUCCUUCCUCUUAUCCUUCUCCUCUCUCUCUCUCUCUCUCUCUCUCUCUCUUUUUUUAUUUUUAUUUUUUAUCUUUUUUAAAUAAGCUGGGUUGAAUGGGAAUGGAAUUUAGUGGGUGGAUGGACGGAUCUAUGGAGUCUCUCUUUUCACCUUUGUUCCCUUCUGAAUUUUUUAAAGAUAUUUUUAAUUUAAAGUCAUGUAUCAAAUGGAUGGAAACAUCGUUUCACUUUAUUUACAUCGUCUCACUCUUUUCCCAACCCUCUUCCAUUUUACUUUUAUUUCAAUUUAGUAUUUCCCCUAGUCAUUCUCUGAUAAUCCCCGUAUCUUAUAAUGAUGAUAUUGACACACGCCUAUGAUUCCACGAUCGGGAUAGAGGGUAGGUUGAGAGGAGGACUUUCGUUACAGUGAGCAAUGAAUUAUAUGCUCCGGGAAAAACGAAUUGGAGAAAGCAUUGCCCUAAUUGUCGUGCGAAAAAAGAUUCGUAUCUAAAGACUUUUUCUCAUUCCCAUUAGACGUAUCUAAACUUAACCUUCCUGAAUAAUUUAUAUAGGCCUUUUUCCCGUGAUGAUACACAUAUACCUCCGAAACGCCAUCGCUACUAAUUUCCAUAUAUAUGUAUAUACUAGAAAUGCAAGGAAGGAAAGCAAAAAAGGGAGAGAAAA